GCUUGGUUGCCAUGGUUACCGCCAGAGCCUCUAUGCUGUAUACAGUCGAUGGUAACAUCCGGCAGACUCCGGAGUCUGUCAGCCAGAUGGACGUGACCCCGGAACUCUCCCGGUCUGCAUGAGCCCUUCAGACCGCUGCUCGGUCCGCCCGUCCGUCCAUCGAGGUGAAACGGAACCAGGUCACAAGGAAGAACCGGAGAGUCUGUGGGUUUUUCUGAGGAAGAUGGAGCUCCACCUCAACAGAGUCGAUUAUGUUCAGGUUGGGGUGACAUCUCAAAAAUCUAUGAGACUUCUUCCAGCUUUGGGGAAGAAAGCAACUCAAAAGGUGGCCAUUGCUGAUCAUGAUGGUAUCCUGACAUGUUUUGGGAUGAAGAAGGGAGAGGCAGUGCCUGUGUUCAAAACACUCCCGGGCCAGAAGAUCUCCAGAAUGGACCUUGGAGGAGCUCCUGGGACUCCUCAGGAGAAGAUCUUUGUCUGCUCGGGCUCUCAAGUCCGAGGGUACACCAAGAAAGGGAAACAGUUCCUCACCUUUGAAGCCAAUCUAACUGAAAGUAUCAAUGCCAUGUAUGUCUCAGGCGCUGACCUUUUCGUAUGUGCAAGUUACAUUUACAACCACUACUGUGACUGCAAGGAUCAGGACUACUUCCUGUCUGGAGACAAAAUCAAUGAUAUCACUUGUGUGUCCUCUGAGAAGCUCCCUCACCUCACUCCAGUCCUGGCUUGCCAAGAUCGAGUUCUGAGGGUCUUGCAGGGCUCCACACUUGCCUAUGAUAUUGAAGUCCCUGGUCCUCCAUCUGUGCUGGAACUUUACAAUAAAGAUGCAGGAGAGGAAGUCCUUUAUGGAACGACAGAUGGAAGACUAGGACUGGUUCAGAUCGGUGAGCACUCUGCUGUGGCCAAGUGGGAAAUUGAUAAUGACAAGAAAAAAGGAGGGAUUCUCUGCGUUGACACGUUUGACAUCAUCGGAGACGGAGUGAAUGACGUCCUGGUGGGCAGAGAUGAUGGCACGGUGCAGGUUUAUGGCUUUGACAGUGCCAACGAGCCCACCUUACGAUUUGAGCACGUUUUGUCUGAGAGUGUGACCUCCAUCCAGGGAGGCUGUGUGGGGAGAGAGUCUUAUGAUGAGAUCGUCACUGCAACUUAUACAGGAUGGGUGACUGGUCUGACCACGGAAUCGCAAAAAACUGAGGCUGGUGCUGGAGAGGAGUUCAGGAUGAGCAAAGAGACACAGUCUAAAGUGGAAGCACUGAGAGCGGAGCUGGAGCAGCUGCAGGGGAAAGUCCUGCAGGGACGGGAGCAGUACCAGCAGACCACUCAGUCCAGCACAGCCGUCUCUGCUGUCCCUGUUUUCAACAUCAAUGACAAGUUCACUCUCUGCCAGGACGAUGCCAGCUACAGCCUCCUGGAGGUCCAGACUGCCAUUGAUAAUCUGCUGCUUCAGAGUGAUGUUCCCAUUGAUCUGCUGGAUGUGGACAAGAACUCUGCAGUUGUCAGUUUCAGUGAAUGUGACCCAGAGCAACCCAAUGGUAACUUUCUCCUGGCCACAUACAGAUGUCAGGCCAACACUACCAGACUGGAGCUGAAGGUGAGAUCUAUUGAGGGACAGUAUGGGACCCUGCAGGCUUACAUUACCCCCAGGCUGCAACCCAAGACCUGUCAGGUCCGCCAGUACCAGAUCAAGCCGCUGUCCCUUCACCAGAGGACCCACAGCAUCGACCCGACCAGACCCAUGAACCGUCUCAGCCUGGUGGGGCAGUUCAGUUUUGCAGAGAUCCACUCCUGGGUGGUUUUCUGCUUGCCUGAGGUGCCUGAUAAGACCCCCGCUGAAGACAGCAUCACCUUCUAUUUUCACAAUACUUUUCUGGGCACACAGCUUGAAGCCACCUACUGCAAAGGCACGGCCCACUUCCAUUCCGACAACAUCUCCACUAUUUCUAUUCUAAGUGAUGUUCUCUCUAAAGAAGCAACCAAAAAGAAGAUCAAUCUCAACAUUUCCUACGAUAUCAAUGAUGACUCUGUGAGCCACACACUCAGAAUGAUUCAUCCAAAGUUGGAGUUCCAGCUGCUGUUGGCUAAAAAGGUCCAGCUGGUUGACGCUCUGAGAGAGCUUCAGGUUCAUGAGGGGAACGCCAAUUUUCUGAUUCCAGAGUAUCGAAGCAUCUUGGAUGAAUCUGCCAAUCUUCUUGAGGAAUACAAGAAGCAACCAGCACAUCUGGAGAGGCUUUAUGGAAUGAUCACCGACCUCUUCAUUGACAAAUUCAAGUUCAAAGGCCAGAAUGUGAAAACAAAGGUGUCCUCUCUGCUGGAGAUUCUGGACAACUAUGAUCUAAAUUCUCUGUUAGAAUUUUUCCAAGAUGUUUGAAGUCAAAUGAAAUAAAAUCCAUUCAUCUCUGUUCUGCUCCUGCAUUGUUA
Messenger RNA from Oryzias melastigma (Indian medaka), 2412 nucleotides. RefSeq names its product Bardet-Biedl syndrome 7 (gene bbs7). Gene Ontology annotation, cellular component: membrane; axoneme; ciliary basal body. Gene Ontology annotation, biological process: intracellular transport; intracellular protein localization; non-motile cilium assembly. The coding region runs from base 119 to 2362 and encodes 747 amino acids. The record is from RefSeq and is a predicted model, not a curated record. The transcript is spliced from 20 exons. Gene Ontology annotation, molecular function: protein binding. Lineage: Eukaryota; Metazoa; Chordata; Actinopteri; Beloniformes; Adrianichthyidae.